Neltuma alba is the source of this 1675-nucleotide messenger RNA. RefSeq names its product P-loop guanosine triphosphatase YjiA-like. NCBI's taxonomy places the organism in Eukaryota, Viridiplantae, Streptophyta, Magnoliopsida, Fabales, Fabaceae. Gene Ontology annotation, cellular component: cytoplasm. The record is from RefSeq and is a predicted model, not a curated record. The transcript has 10 exons. The coding region runs from base 28 to 1299 and encodes 423 amino acids.
CUCAGUGUUCAUCCAUUUCAUACAAGAAUGACGACCAAGUAUUUGACAUUAAGAGCUUCUACUAAAACCCUCGUCCAACUUCUUCAACCUUCUGUUCAACAUUCUGGGCCGGUUUCUCAAUUCAUUAGAAGCUUUCAUUCAUUCGUUUCCCGAGAAUUUGAUGCUCGAAGAUUUCAGAACUCUUAUCCUGGAAGUUGCAGGGGCAUGGUCUGUGCUCCAAAUUACAAUCUCGAUGAAGCUGGUGCUGCUGCGCUCGCCCGUGAUGAUCCUGUUCCAGCUACUGUGAUAACAGGUUUUCUUGGUUCUGGAAAGACGACUCUCCUAAAUCACAUUCUGACGUCCCAACAUGGCAAACGGAUAGCUGUCAUUGAAAACGAGUUUGGUGAGGUGGAUAUUGACGGAUCAUUGGUCGCUAGUCAUUCUUCCGUGAGUGAAGACAUUGUCAUGGUUAAUAAUGGCUGCCUAUGCUGCACUGUACGAGGGGAUCUAGUUAAAAUGCUGUUGGAACUGGCUAGAAAAAAGCGAGACCGGUUUGAUCAUAUUGUUAUAGAAACCACAGGUCUUGCCAAGCCAGCUCCUGUUAUUGAAACAUUUUGCAGUGAUGAGCAGGUUUCUCGAUAUGUGAAGUUGGAUGGAGUUGUGACUUUGGUUGACUCCAAACAUGCCAUGCAGCAUUUAAAUGAAGUGAAACCAAGGUUUGUGGUUAAUGAGGCAGUGGAACAAGUUGCAUAUGCAGACCGUAUUAUUUUGAACAAGAUAGAUUUAGUGACUGAGUCUGAGUUGGAAGUUUUGACCAAGAAAAUUAAGCAUAUCAAUGGGAUGGCACAAAUUAAGCAAGCUAAAUUUGGAUCUGUUGACAUGGACUUUGUUUUAGGUGUGGGAGGAUAUGAUGUUGAGAGAAUUGAAUCUGAGGUUCACGGAGAUUGUUCAUCUUCUUCAAGUGAUCAUCAUGAGUCUUGGCAAGAACACAAAGGACAUCAUCAUCACAACCAUGAGCAUGAUUCUGCGGUCUCCAGUGUCAGUAUUGUUUCUGAAGGAACCCUUGAUCUGGACGAGCUUGAUGAUUGGCUCGAGAGAUUGAUAGAAGAAAAAGGAGAGGAUCUAUACAGAAUGAAAGGGGUGUUGUCAGUUGAUGGCUCUGAUCAAAGAUAUGUAUUACAGGGAGUGCAUUCCAUGAUGGAUGGGUGCCCUGGAAAAACUUGGGGACCUGAGGAGAAGAGGAUGAACAAGCUUGUGUUCAUAGGAAGGAAUCUCAAUGAAACUGCCCUUAGGAAAGGAUUCAAAGGUUGCCUUGUCUGAUAGUAAUUAAUAUGAAAUUUUGUCUCACAGGUCAACUUCCAUACAAACAUAAUAUGCCCUUUGGACGCGGUUUUAAACAUUGCCGCGCCAUCAGUGUAGCACUGCCAGACAGACAAUUUUAUUCCUGCUUAAGAUUCAAUGGGUGGACAGAAUUUCUGUGCAUCAUGUGCAUCCAUAGCGCACCUCCUCUAGAAGGUCCAUCAUAUUGUCAUUUCUUGCUAGGCGUUUUACUAAUUCUUCUAAGUUAACUUCUAUUUUGUAUCUUUUGACCAACAGAAAAAUUAUACUUGGUAUCUUUUUGUUAAGAAAAUUAUAUUUUAUAUUUUUAACAAUUUGAUGUAGGGGGAAAGUUUUCCUCGAUUUUUUGUUGUAGGAA